Molecule: messenger RNA, 1447 nt
Organism: Cokeromyces recurvatus
Lineage: Eukaryota; Fungi; Mucoromycota; Mucoromycetes; Mucorales; Mucoraceae
Exons: 1
Coding region: 69-1268 (399 amino acids)
Molecular function (GO): protein binding
Source: RefSeq, a predicted model, not a curated record
UCUGUUCUUUUUUUUUUUAUUAAUUUAUUUCAUUUUUUUUUCUUUCUUUUCACAUAUUUGUAUGUAUAAUGAUAAAGACUUUAAAGUUUUUACCUUCUCUCAUAUCAACUAAAAAGCCAUCCAACAAUGGGAAAAAGAAGUUAAAGUCAUCUUUAAAUGAAUACAAAGAAGAUAAAAUAACUAAAUUACCCAGGGAGCUUUUAGUUUGUAUCUACCAACAAUUAAGAACACAAGAGUGUAUAAAGCAGUUCUCUUUGACUUGUCGUACCUUUUAUCAUAUAGCGGUUCAUCCUAGAUCAAAGGCAGCAUGGAUUAUCACCCAUUUUGGACCUCGAUUCGCUCUCUAUUAUGCCCUCUUAACUGUACCAAAACUAUGUUAUUCUCAAUGGGUAAACAUACUAUUCCACAUGGGGGCAAUCGUGCCUCGUCAUGUUUUACAAGCGCUUGUUCAAGUGUAUGGUAAGGGCCAUACUUCCCUUCAUAAGAAUCCAUAUACUACAGAUAAAUCCUCUCUAUCACCCUUAAAUUGUGAUGAUGAAAUCAUGAAUUGUAUAUUUGAAGGUAAAUUCUUUUCCAAUCAAAUACAGCAUAUACCCUUCGACGGCUAUGUCACUAUACUCCAGAAAGGGUAUCAAGAUUCCCCUGAACUCGAUUUGCAAACAAAUGACGUAGCGAUCUUCAUGUCCUCUAUCUCGUCCACAUGUAGUAGUAGUAAUAGUAUGAAUAACCGACAUGACUUCUUUCCUGCUCCUUUAAUAGAGAAAACAAUGCAACAUGGUGCCUCUAUGAUGACCUUAAAGCUCUUAUCCCUAAAUAAUACUAUACAGCCGUUUGAGACAGUGAUAGGUCUCUUUGAAUUUGAUCCUGUAGCUCGUGCCAGUCUCUGGGAGGCUAUUGUAUUGAUUUUGUUUAAUGAGGCGUUUAAAUCGAAUUCAUCAAUAGAACUUUCAAGGGAUCGACAGUAUCAAUUAAAGAUGGCACUCCAAUGUUUGAAUCUACCUUAUGAAUCUGAUAUUAAAGAAGAGACUCUCUUUUGCCAUGUCCUCUCCCACUUCUUUAUAAAGUAUCCUGUUGGUUAUUGUCAUCAGGGUGUUAUGAAUAAAUUACUAGGUAUGUUGAAGUUUUAUUUGAGAAAUCUAUUUGAUCUGGAUACUGCUUUAAGAUGGAUUGUGAAUCAACGUUUAGGAAGAUCAGAUAUAAUUGAAUCCAUUGAUCAUUUCCUAAAGCAUGAACCAUACAUACACACACACACACACUUCCUCCUUUAAAAGCUAUUGUACAUUGACAUAAACAUUUCCUUUUAUUAUCCCAUCAUUCUUCUACCUCUCCAUAAUGAAUGAUAUAUAUAUAUAUAUGUAUGAAUCCAAAAUACCCUUUUUUUUUAUCUACUACCCCCCCUCCCCCUUUUAUUUAUUUUUAAUAAAUUAUGUAAUUUAAUGAACUUGUC